Molecule: messenger RNA, 1637 nt
Organism: Malus domestica (apple)
Lineage: Eukaryota; Viridiplantae; Streptophyta; Magnoliopsida; Rosales; Rosaceae
Source: RefSeq, a predicted model, not a curated record
CCAUUAGGUUCGAUCUUCUUUUACUGUUCCUCGCUUGGCACGCGUCCAUCGUCACUGCCGUUUCUGUUUCAGUUCUUUGCUUUUUCUUUCUUUGCUUUCCAUUUCUCUUCUCUCUCUCGCCCUCCUCUCAAGUGUUUUGCAAGCAUUUCUCCCUUUCUCUUUGUCGCCACGGUCUCCAUCACUCUUAAACCUUCGUUUCUUCUAUCCCUGUCAAAUCUUGGCUUGCUAGAAAAGUCUGAAGCAGUAUAAGCUUCUUCAGCUUUUUGAUUUGGAUUGAAGAUGAUUUUAAGCCAACAAGGUUAACGUUUUCUGAUUGGGCGAACUUGCCAACAGAUGUUUUGUCUUCGAUUUACGACAGGUUGCCUGUUGCAUCAGAUUGCGUACAAUUCAUGGCCGUUUGCAGGUCAUGGCGGUGUAUGAAAAAGGACAGAAAAUAUAAACGUGCUAGGUUGACAACUCCAAUGGUCUUUGUUUCUGAGAGGAAAGAAAAUACAUGGAAUGCAUAUGAUUUUGUGAACAAUCAAGUCUUUGGUUUUCAAUUAAAAUUACCAAAGGCGCGAUUUUGUGGGUCUUCCAACGGAUGGAUAAUAACAGUGGAGAAUUUUGUUGUAACCCUAAGGAAUCCACAAUAUGAUGUUAAAGGGAGGACAGAGAGGCCUUCAAUCAUUCGUCUUCCUCCACUAAAACCUCAAAUUAAUUACAAAAUAAGAGGUUAUGCUAAAGCUCAUGCAGACUAUUUUGUCAUCAAGGCUACGAUGUCGGCAGACCCGAUCUCAAACUCCAAAGAUUGCAUUGUUAUGGUUCUGUAUGAGCCUCUUAGUCAAUUGGCUUUUAUUAGGCUUGGUAGAGACACAAGGUGGACUUAUAUUGAUAAGCAUGGUGAUGAAAUCUAUUCGUGGAUUAAAGAUGUUGUUCUAAUUGAAGAUAAGAUUUACGUCGUCGAUAGUCAGAGCAGACUUUGGGCUUUUGAAUCUACAUACAAAUCCACCGUAGAUGUACAAUUGGUUGCUACUGGAAUAGCAGAUCGACCUCAGAAAAUGUAUCUUGUCGGUUCAAAGAAGAAAGGACUAUUGAUGAUUUACAGAUUUAGUGAGUAUCGACGGUUUACCCGCGAGUCGAGGAAGUUUAGAAUUUAUGAAUUGAGUUCUAAUGACGAGUGGAUUGAGAAAAACGACUUAGGUGAUAUUGCUUUGUUUGUGGGAGAUAACGAUUCAGUAUCUGUAGUGGCUUCAAUGCAUUCAAGAUGUCAGUCAAACUGCAUAUACUUCCUUAAUGACAACGAUGGUAUACAUUGUCAGCAUACAUUUGACGACUUCGGGGUGUAUAAUGUCAAAAGUCAAAGCGUUACAAAACCUGCACGUUUGAGGAACCCAGUGAAAAGGACGAGGUACCCUCCAUUUAUGUUUCAACCAACUGUUUACAUGUAACAGUUUAUUAUGUCCCUUAGAAUAUUAUUUUAAAGUUAAUUUACUUGGAACUCAGGAAUAAGGGGUAUGUUGUUCUUCUCUCUGAAUUUACGCCCUUUGUCUUAUCAGAUUGGGCGACUUUGCAAUGGAACUUUUGUAUAUAUUUUUGAUGUAUAGUAGACGAUUCAUGGCCAUUUGCAUGUCAUGGCGUUGUCAGAUAAAGAACAAAAA